CUCAGCCGCUGAGGCCAGUUUCCGUGGCAACGGAAAAGUGCGGGAAUUACAGAUAAAUUUAAACUGCGACUGCGCGGCGUAAGCUCGUUGAAGCUUCUGGACCGAGGACGGUUCGCGGGGCUUUUUGGAUAAGUUGGACCCCCUAACCCGGGAAGCCCAGACGCUUUGUUUUGUGUAACGGUGAGAGAGCCCUGGAGAAGGGAGAGGGGCCUCAAGGGUACUUCGGGAGACAGCAUACAUUUAAGCCUAUGUGUUCAAGUUCAUUGUAACAGGAAGAAAUGGAUUUAUGUGCGGAUCGUGUUGAAGAAGUACAAAAUGUCCUUAAUGCUAUGCAGAAAAUCUUAGAGUGUCCAAUCUGUCUGGAGCUGAUCAAAGAGCCUGUUUCCACAAAAUGUGACCACAUAUUUUGCAAAUUUUGCAUGCUGAAACUUCUCAACCAGAAGAAAGGGCCAUCACAGUGUCCUUUGUGUAAGAAUGAUAUAACCAAAAGAAGCCUACAAGAAAGUACAAGAUUUAGUCAACUUGUUGAAGAGCUAUUGAAAAUCAUUCAUGCUUUUGAGCUUGACACGGGAUUGCAGUUUGCAAACAGUUACAACUUUUCAAAAAAGGAAAAUAACUCUCCUGAACAUCUAAAUGAAGAAGUUUCUAUCAUCCAAAGUUUGGGCUACCGAAACCGUGCCAAAAGACUUCGACAGAGUGAACUUGAAAAUUCUACCUUGCAGGAAACCAGUCUUAGCGUCCAACUCUCUAACCUUGGAAUUGUGAGAUCUCUGAGGACAAAGCAACAGAUACAACCUCAGAAUAAGUUUGUCUACAUUGAAUUGGGAUCCGAUUCUUCUGAAGAAACAGUUAAUAAAGCAAGUUCUUGCAGUGUGGGAGAUCACGAAUUGUUACAGAUCAUCCCUCAAGGAGCCAAGGCUGAAGCCAGUUUGAAUCCUGCAAAAAAGGAUAAUGAUGCUUGUGAGUUUUCUGAGGAUAUAACGAAUAUUGAACAUCGUAAAUCCAGUAAUAACGAUUUGACUACCACUGAGAAGCAUGCAGCUGAGAAGCAUCCAGAAAAAUAUCAGGGUAGUUCUGUUUCAAACUUGCAUGUGGAGCCAUGUGGCACAAAUGCUCAUGCCAGCUCUUUACAGCAUGAGAACAGUUUAUUAUACACUAAAGACAGAAUGAAUGUAGAAAAGACUGACUUCUGUAAUAAAAGCAAACAGCCUGGCUUAGCAAGGAGCCAACAGAACAGAUGGGUUGAAACUAAGGAAACAUGUAACGAUAUACAGACUUCCAGCACAGAGAAAAAGGUAGUUCUGAAUGCUGAUCCCCUGAAUGGGAGAAUAGAACUGAAUAAGCAGAAACCUCCAUGCUCUGACAGUCCUAGAGAUUCUCAAGAUAUUUCUUGGAUAACACGGAAUAGUAGCAUACAGAAAGUUAAUGAGUGGUUUUCCAGACGUGAUGAAAUAUUAACUUCUGAUGUCUCACCUGAUGGGAGGUCUGAAUCAAAUGUGGUAGAAGUUCCAAAUGAAGUAGAUGGAUACUCUGGUGCUUCAGAGAAAAUAGCUUUAAAGGCCAAUGAUCCUCAUGGUGCUUUAAUGUGCGAAAGAGUUCACUCCAAACUGGUAGAAAGUAAUAUUGAAGAUAAAAUAUUUGGGAAAACAUAUCGGAGGAAAGCAAGCCUCCCUAACUUGAGCCACAUAACUGAAAAUCUAAUUACAGGAGCAUCUGCUAUAGAACCUCAGAUAACACAAGAGUAUCCCCUCACAAAUAAACUAAAGCGUAAAAGGAGAACUACAUCAGGCCUUCAUCCUGAGGAUUUUAUCAAGAAAAUAGAUUUGGCAGUUGUUCAGAAAACUCCGGAAAACAUAAUUGAGGAAACUGACCAAAUAGAGCAGAAUGGUCAUGUGAUGAAUAGUACUAAUAAUGGUCAUGAGAAUGAAACAAAAGGUGAUUAUGUUCAGAAGAAGAAAAAUACAAACCCAACAGAAUCAUUGGAAAAAGAAUCUACUUUCAAAACUAAAGCUGAACCUAUAUGCAGCAGCAUAAGCAAUAUGGAACUAGAAUUAAAUAUCCACAGUUCAAAAGCAGUUAAGAAGAAUAGGCUGAGGAGGAAGUCCUCUACCAGGCAUAUUCAUGCACUUGAACUAGUAGUCAAUAGAAAUCCAAGCCCACCUAAUCAUACUGAACUACAAAUUGAUAGUUGUUCUAGCAGUGAAGAGCUGAAGGAAAAAAAUUCUGACCAAAUGCCAGUCAGACACAGCAAAAAACUUCAAUUCAUAGAAGAUAAAGAAUCUUCAACUGGAGCCAAGAAGAAUAACAAGCCAAAUGAGACAAUCAAUAAAAGACUUGCCAGUGAUGCUUUUCCAGAAUUAAAUGUAACAAACAUACCUGGUUUUUUUACUAAUGGUUCAAGUUCUAAUAAACUUCAAGAGUUUGUCAAUCCUAGCCUUCAAAGAGAAGAAAUAAAAGAGAACCUAGGAACAAUUCAAGUGUCUAAUAGUACCAAGGACCCCAAAAUUUUGAUCUUCGGUGAAGGAAGAGGUUCACAAACUGAUCGAUCUACAGAGAGUACCAGUAUUUUAUUGGUGCCUGAAACAGAUUAUGGCACUCAAGAUAGUAUCUCAUUACUGGAACCUGACAUCCCAGAGAGGGUAAAGACAGCACCAAACCAUCAUGCAGCAAUUAAAAACCCCAGAGAACUUAUUCAUGGUUGUUCUGAAGAUACUAGAAAUGAUGCAGAGGGCUUUAAAGAUCCAUUGAGAUGUGAAGUUAACUACACUCAGAAGACAAACAUUGAAAUAGAAGAGAAUGAACUUGAUACGCAGUAUUUACAGAAUACAUUCAAGGUUUCAAAGCGUCAGUCAUUUGCUUUGUUUUCAAACCCAGGAAAUCUAGAAAAGGAAUGUGCAACAGGCUAUGCCUACUCCAAGUCCUUGAGGAAACAAAGUCCAAAAGUCACUCUUGAAUGUGACCGAAAAGAAAAUCAGGGAAAGAAAGAGUCUAACGUCAAGCAUGUGCAGGCAGUUUAUACAACUGUAGGCUUUCCUGUGGUUUGUGAGAAAGAAAAAAAGCCAGGAGAUUAUGCUAAAUAUGGCAUAAAAGAAGUCUCUAGGCUUUGUCAGUCAUUUCAGUUCAGAGAAAAUGAAACUGAACUCACUAUUGCAAAUAAACUUGGAAUUUCACAAAACCCAUAUCAUAUGCCAUCCAUUUCUCCCAUCAAGUCAUCUGUUAAAACUACAUGUAAGAAAAAUCUGUCAGAGGAAAAGUUUGAAGAACAUUCAAUAUCCCCUGAAAGAACAAUAGGAAAUGAGACCAUCAUUCAAAGUACAGUGGGCACAAUUAGCCAAAAUAACAUUAGAGAAAGCACUUUUAAAGAAGGCAGCUCAAGCAGUAUUUAUGAAGCAGGUUCCAGUACUAACGAACUAGGCUCUAGUGUCAAUGAAGUAGGUUCCAGUGGUGAAAACAUUCAAGCAGAACUAAGUAGAAACAGAGGACCAAAAUUAAAUGCUGUGCUUCAGUUGGGUCUCAUGCAGCCUGAAGUCUAUAAGCAAAGCCUUCCUCUAAGUAAUUGUAAACAUCCUGAAAUAAAAAGGCAAGGAGAAAAUGAAGGAGUAGUUCAGGCUGUUAAUGCAGAUGUCUCUCUAUGUCAGAUUUCAGAUAACUUAGAGCAACCUAUGGGAAACAGUAAUGCUUCUCAGGUUUGUUCUGAGACACCGGAUGACCUGUUAAAUGAUGACAAAAUAAAAGAGAAUAUCGGCUUUGAUGAAAGUGGCAUUAAGGAAAGAUCUGCUGUUUUUAGCAAAAGUGUCCAGAAAGGAGAAUUCAAAAGGAGCCCUAGUCCCUUAGCCCAUACAAGUUUGUCUCAAGGUCGCCGAAGAGGGGCUAGGAAAUUAGAGUCCUCAGAAGAGGAUGUGUCUAGUGAGGAUGAAGAGCUUCCCUGCUUUCAACACUUAUUGUUUGGUAAAGUCACCAAAGUACCAUCUUCAUCUACCAGAUAUAAUGCUGUUGCCACAGACGGUCUAUCUAAGAAAACAGAGGAGAACCUGGUAUCACUGAAGAAUAGUUUAAAUGACAGCAGUAACCGGAUAGCAUCAGCAAAGGCAUCCCAGGAACAUCACCUCAGUGAGGAAGCGAGAUGUUCUAGUAGCUUAUUUUCCUCACAACACAGUGCAUCGGAAGACUUGAUUGCUAAUCCGAACACCCAGGAUCCUUUCUUGAUGUUUGAUCCUCCUUCCAAACAAGUGAGGCAUCAGUCUGAAAACCAGGAAGUUCUGAGUGACAAGGAAUUGGUUUCAGAUGAUGAUGAAAGGGAAACUGGCCCAGAAGAAUAUAAUCAAGAAGAGCAGAGUGUGGAUUCAAACUUAGAUGAAGCAGCAUCUGAGUAUGAGAAUGAAACUAGCCUCUCUGGAGAAUGUUCAAGGCUGUCUUCUCAGAGCGAUAUUUUAACCACUCAGCAGAGGGAUACCAUGCAAGAUAAUCUGAUAAAGCUCCAGCAGGAAAUGGCCGAACUGGAAGCGGUGUUAGAGCAGCACGGGAGCCAGCCUAACAUGUCCCCUCCCCUCAUAGCUGAUUCUUGUGCCCCUGAAGAGCUGCUAAAUCCGGAACAAAACACAUCAGAAAAAGCAGUAUUAACUUCAGAGAAAAGUAGUGCAUAUCCUGUAAGGCAGAAUCCGGAAAGCCUUUCUGCAAACAAGUCUCAAGAAUCUCUGGGUAGAUCCACCAAUAAAAAUAGAGAACCAGGAGUGGAAAGGUCUUCCCCUUCUAAAUCCCAGUUGUUAGAUGAUAGGUGGUAUGUGCACAGCCACUCACAGAGUCUUCAGAACAGAAACUGCCCGUCUCAAAAGGAGCUCGAUAAAGUUGCUAAAGUGUUGGAGCAACAACUGAUAAAGCCUGAAGCCCAAGAGGGAACCCCUUACCUAGAGUCUGGAGUCAGCCUCUUCUCUGAUGACCCUCAGUCUGAUCCCUCUGAAGACAGAGCCCCAGAGCCGGCUUACGUUUGCAGCAUGCCAGCUUCAACCUCUGCAUUGAAGUUACCCCAAUUUCAAGUUCAAGAAUCUGCCAAGAGUCCAGCUGCUGCUCAUACUAAUACUGUUGGGUAUAAUGUGAGAGAAGAAAGUGUGAGCAAGAAACCAGAAGUGAUAUCUUCAACAAAAAGAGUAAACAAAAGAAUAUCUAUGGUGGCAUCAGGCUUGACCCACAAAGAAUUUAUGCUUGUACACAAGUUUGCCAGAAAACACCACAUUACUUUAACUAAUCUAAUUACCGAAGAGACUACUCAUGUCAUUAUGAAAACAGACACCGAGUUUGUAUGUGAACGGACACUGAAAUAUUUUCUGGGAAUUGCAGGAGGAAAGUGGGUAGUUAGCUAUUUCUGGGUGACCCAGUCUGUUAAAGAAAGAAAGAUUCUAGAUGAGCAUGAUUUUGAAGUCAGAGGUGAUGUUGUCAAUGGAAGGAACCACCAAGGUCCAAAGCGAGCAAGAGAAUCCCAGGACAGAAAGAUCUUCAGGGGCCUAGAAAUCUGUUGCUACGGACCUUUUACCAACAUGCCCACAGAUCAACUAGAAUGGAUGGUGCAGCUCUGUGGGGCUUCUGUGGUGAAGGAGCCUUCAUCAUUCACCCUCGGCGAGGAUACUCACCCAGUUGUGGUUGUGCAGCCAGAUGCCUGGACAGAGGACGGUGGCUUCCAUGCGAUUGGGCAGAUGUGUGAGGCACCUGUGGUGACCCGAGAAUGGGUGUUGGACAGCGUAGCCCUCUACCAGUGCCAGGAGCUGAACACCUACCUGAUACCCCAGAUCUCCUAGAGCUGCUGUUGAGUCCAGCCAGCCAUGUGUCUAGUGUAUAGGGCCUGUCUCUACAGGACCCCAAGAACGAGCUUCAGGAAUGGCCUUUUGCCAGGCCCUGGGAGUUCCUCUUCAGUCCUUCCACAGUUCUGGUUACUAAAUAUUUUAUGUAUGUCAGCCUAGAAAGAACUUCAGGCUAUGCAAGGGUCCCUUAAAGAUUUUCUGUUUCAAGUCUCCCUUUGAAAUCUGCCAUGAGCACAAAAUUGUGGUAAUUUUUCACCUGAAAAGAAUUUAAAACCAUUUUAAACACCACCAAUUGAGCAAGAUGCUGAUUCAUUAUUUAUCAGCCCUAUCCCUUGUACUGGGGCUGUCGGCUUAAAGCUGGAAGCACAGAGUGGCUGGCCUCAGGAGAAUAGAUGGUCUCCCUGAGUUUGUUUCUCUAAAGCCUCGCAUUCAUAAAGGCCAAGAGUCAGACCCUUCAACGGAAGGUGAGUACUUAGGAGGGUAUGUGAUGUGACUUAAAAGCAGAACAGUCCUUGGGCAGCUCUCGAAUGUUGGAAUGGAGCACCGGGAAAGGAAUUCAGAAGCAGGCAGUAGAUAUAAAUAUGAAACUUGAGAGUAAUUAGAGGAGAGGGGAGCCAUGCUGGCCCCAAUCUCUAAAAGUCUGGUCAAGAACUGGAGUCCAAAGAGAGUCUUCUAAUUUCUUAUUAGUAAUAAGUAAGAUGUUUAUUGUUGUAGCUCUGUUAUGUAACCUAUUCCUCUUGAAAUGUAAGAUCUCUGAUAUGAAUAUUUCCUGUCUAUAAAAUGACAGAUUCCACCAGGAAAGGAGCUGUUGCUUUCCUUGAGGUAAUUUUUUCUUCGCUCCCUGUUGCUGAACUGUACAGCUUCAUAAAUAAUUUUGUUUGCUGAAGGAAGAGAAAAUGUUUUUCAUAAACUCAUUAUCCAGGACUGCUUAUAGCUGUUGGAAGGAUUAGGUCUUCCUUAGCCCCCCAGUAUAUGAGGGCAGUGCACACUGGAUUGUACAAAAUAUGUUUGUAAAUGUUGGCUUUUCACCUGCAAAUAAACUUGGUAGCAAACACUUCUA
Pteropus alecto (black flying fox) is the source of this 6852-nucleotide messenger RNA. It is a transcript of the gene BRCA1, whose product is annotated as BRCA1, DNA repair associated. Gene Ontology annotation, cellular component: nucleus; BRCA1-A complex; BRCA1-BARD1 complex. NCBI's taxonomy places the organism in Eukaryota, Metazoa, Chordata, Mammalia, Chiroptera, Pteropodidae. Gene Ontology annotation, molecular function: ubiquitin-protein transferase activity; DNA binding; zinc ion binding. The transcript has 23 exons. Gene Ontology annotation, biological process: dosage compensation by inactivation of X chromosome; negative regulation of fatty acid biosynthetic process; chordate embryonic development. Bases 279 to 5789 code for a protein of 1836 amino acids. The record is from RefSeq and is a predicted model, not a curated record.